Molecule: messenger RNA, 1116 nt
Organism: Angiostrongylus costaricensis
Lineage: Eukaryota; Metazoa; Nematoda; Chromadorea; Rhabditida; Metastrongylidae
Source: the annotation of a GenBank genome assembly
AUGUGUGAUCGAGUCUUCACAUUUCGAGUGAUGUAUUUACCACUGUAUCGUAUUUUGCUGGGUCCGUUAGUUGGUUAUCUUAAGGUUUCGCUCGAGCAUCUCGGUUUUGAUUCUUUGCGACUGCAGUGCCGCGCCAGUCGUCGAGGACCUAAAAAGUUAAUUCGACUUAAAGACAUGGUCACACAGCUAUUGCCUGGAUUAAAAUCUCGCACUAAAUAUGGCCAUGAGGACAUCGCUUAUUAUAAUGGCUCCUUUCAUGAGUUUAUUUAUAAUCCUCUUCGAAAUAAUUCCAAUAGCCGUAUUCGUUUAUGUUGGGAUCUGUCACAAGGACAAGAACUGUUUCCUGUAGAGGUUUACUCGGACACAGAAAAUUGUGAUCCUCCUGUUAAUUUUUUCUACAUAUCUAAUAAUGAUUUUUCAAAUUAUAGAGGACAGUGUUCUCAGGAUAGCGAAAGCAUUGUUAUGGUGAAAUGUGAUUGCCGUAGUCUGGUGUGUAGUGAAAACUGUUCUUGUCGCGAGAUGAAUGACCUCCUCAAUCCGUGCACUGUAAUGGGUGAUGGACGAGUGUUUGUUAACAGUGAUGCUACGUUUUACAAUACAUUAAUAGUUGGUUGUGGCGAGAAGUGCGCUUGUAUGGCACGAUGCAAAAAUACCUUAAGGAGUAAAUGCCUUCCUGCUCCAUUCAACCUAAAUGUAUUGCAGAGUAAUGAUCUGGACUUAAGAGGAUCGCCCUCGAUAGAUUAUGCUUUUUGCCUGCAGCAAGCUGAUGAAACGGAAAUCUAUGAGAAAUUGAAAUCUGUGAGGCUAAUACAGGAUGAAUCGUUUGAGAAAUGGGAUCGCUCGGUUUUCGUUGACCCUUAUAGAAGAGGAAAUGUCGCACGGUUCAUUGCUCAUGGCUGUUUUCCUAAUUUAACCAUGUUAAGUAGUACUGCUCUCUCGAUUCAUUCUAUUUUCUUCAAUAGGUAUGCUGAAAAUGACCUUCGCCUUUUCCGGUCACGUGCGAUCCUUUUCGCUAAUCAACCAAUUGCUGGCGGUUCAGAGAACAUCAUGUCUAAUGGUAAUGAGACUACGAAUGGUGAUCACUCUACAUUACAAGGUCGUUGGUACCAGCAAUGA